AUGGGCCGAGAUCGGAGCCGAAGUGGGGAAAGAACUCGACGAAGUCGCAGUAGAAGGUAGCAGUUUCGUUAAUUCUGGUAUUUUUCAUUCAGCUUGUCUGUUGAUGAUGGGGCAAGAGAGUUAUGGCGAGUGGUGAAGGAUGAUCCAUAUUCGUUUGAUGGCUGGACAAGGCUUUUACAAUAUGUGGAGCAGAAGGACGAGUUGGAUCAAGCUGAAGGUGCCUACGAAUCUUUUUUGAAACGGUAUCCUUUUUGCUAUGGUUACUGGAGAAAAUAUGCAGAGAUGCAGAAGAGACACAAGAAAUAUGAGAAGGCUUUAAAUGUAAGUUUUAAAUGGCAAUACAUUCGUUGAUAUUGAUGUCUAAAAUCUUUUCUAGGUUUAUGAACGAGGCCUCCAAGAAAUAUCACUUAGCGUUGAUUUGUGGUUGAGCUACAUCAGUUAUAUCAAGGAAAUUGCUCAGGGUCAGCGGCAAGCAGAUGCGAAGAUCAGAGCGUAGGUUUCCAUAAGGUUCCAUUUAUUUUGGAGUUUAGAAUUUACCUGAGGGCAUUGGAGGCAUGUGGAAUGGAGUUUCGAUCAGACAAACUGUGGACUCAGUACAUCGAUUGGGAGAUUGAAAAUGGUGAAUAUCAGAAAGCCAGUCAAGUCUAUGAUAUUGUUCUUUCCACACCCACGCAAGGAUACAUUGGACAUUUUGAAAGAUACAGAAGGUUCGUUGAAGAAAGAGAACCCGAUGAAAUUCUAAGUAUGGAAGAAUACGAGGCUAUUACUGACAAGAUUUAUGACAAAAUAAAGAACGACUUGGACGGUGCUCCGUUGUUUAUUAUUGAGGAAUUUGAGGAAGAUAUUUCCGAUGAAGAGGUAAUUGAUGAAUCGCAGACCAAGAGAACUGUUACGCGAAGGAAGCACAUGCCUGUAGCAUUAAUUGCGUAUAGAGAUGAGAUUAUUGACAGAAGAACGAAACUUCAUUUAGCCAACGAAGUUGAAAUUAAUUCUCGGCUGAAGUAUGAAAAUUCUGUAAGUUUAUUAUAUUCUUUUGUUGCUGCAUGUGGAGUCGUUUGUUAUUGUAGUAAUCGAUUUACAGAUUCGGCGUCCAUAUUUUCACGUUAAGCCAUUGGAACGAGAUCAGUUAUCUAACUGGUACAAAUAUUUGGACUUUGAGAUCAAAGAAAAGAAGAAAAAGAGAAUCCAAGUACUUUUCGAAAGAUGUGUCAUUUCUUGUGCUCUUUAUGAGGAAAUGUGGAUUAAGGUAUGUUUUUUAUUUUUUUCUAUAUUUUGUCUUAUAGUACGCGGUUUAUCUGGAUUCGAUCAAAGAUACGGAUGGAGCUCGGGAAGUGUUCAAGAGGGCAUCAGAGGUUCACUGCUCGAGGAAACCUGGCAUUCAUCUCGCUUACAGUCUGUUUGAAGAGAAACAUGGUAAUCAAGACAUCUCUGUCAUACUAUUGAUUUCAAAUAUUCUUAUAACGGUUAUUGUUUUUUCGGUUUUGAGAAAAAGUUUUGAAAACGGAACCGAUGGAUUUGUUUGACAAAUUAGGGAAGUUUGGGUUUUUCAUAGGAUUAUUAUUUUGGUACUGAGAAGCAGUCAAAUAAGUGUAACAAGAUAGAGAAUCUGCCGUGGUAAGGUGUAUCGAUAGUAGUCAACUUCGAGAUGUUCUUGGAGAAGUUAGAGUAAAAAAAUGAUCAGAGACAAUCCUUGACAAGUAAACUUUUGUAUGUUGCAAUCUUUUUAGGUGAUUAUGGAGCCGCUGCAGCAAUUUUGUAUGAUUUCGAUCGCCAAUAUCCUGGAUAUGCAUCUAUUUCACUUCGCAAAAUUCACGUGAGCCGACGUAAGAACGGAAAAGACAAGUCUCCGGACUACUCAUCUACGAUCUCCAAGUUUGAAAAGCUGAUGAAUGAACCUGGGAAUUCACGUAGAGUCUCUUCUUUCUAUGCCAUGAAGCUGGCCCGGAUCCAUCUGAAGUUGCGCCAUGACAAAAAAGCGGCCGAAAAGGUCAUCAAGGAGGCCAUUUCUCGGGACAAGGUAGUAUAAAUUAUAUUGAUUUUUAGCACUGCUUCUAGGACAACCUUCAACUGUAUAUGACAUUAGUCGACAUCGCGUUCAGCUCUAGUCGUUUCCACGAAAGGGAUGUCUGCGAUGCCUUUGACUUUGCUAUUGACAGUCGCUAUCUCUCUGUUGAACAGAAAUUUAUUUUCUCUCAAAGGAAAUUGGACUUUUUGGAGGAUCUUGGGAAUGAUCCUGGGAAACUUCAGACCCAUUACCUGGAACAUCUGAAACUCGAGAAAGAACUUGACGAACCAGCACCAACUUUGUUCAGCAAUCUGAAGAGAAAAGCCUCUUUUGAGUAAGAAGAGUUUCUUCAUUCUAUUCGGAAAUAUUUCAUGAUUUGUAUUUUUUAUUUUAGAGAGGAAGUUGACAGUAAACGAUUGAAGGAGGGCACCGACAGUCCUUCUGACCUCGUAAACACAAAUAAUUCCUUUGCCCGCACUUCUAUCGGUAAGUCAUCACCAAGGCUCCACAAAAUUCAAAACCCAAGUUCAAAUUCGGUCAUUUUUGAUAGCCAGGUUCGAAUUCGAACUUUUAUGGAGUCCUGGUAGUUAUUAUUAUGAAAUAACGCUAAUAUAUGUCAUCUAGGCAAUGGAGAUGGUAACGGUGGUUUUUACUCACCGAAUGUGGAUCUUUCUGGCCAUGAUUGCCUGGUCAACACUCCGACCUACCCCGAGACGCCCACCCAGCCCUUCUAA
Bursaphelenchus xylophilus (pine wood nematode) is the source of this 2739-nucleotide messenger RNA. NCBI's taxonomy places the organism in Eukaryota, Metazoa, Nematoda, Chromadorea, Rhabditida, Aphelenchoididae. The record is from the annotation of a GenBank genome assembly.